This is a messenger RNA of Brassica rapa (field mustard), 1728 nucleotides long. RefSeq names its product heavy metal-associated isoprenylated plant protein 8. NCBI's taxonomy places the organism in Eukaryota, Viridiplantae, Streptophyta, Magnoliopsida, Brassicales, Brassicaceae. Gene Ontology annotation, molecular function: metal ion binding. The record is from RefSeq and is a predicted model, not a curated record.
GUAAGAGAAAGUCAAGUUCCAAGAUCUGUAACCAUUCGUGAUUUUAGAAUAUCCAACUAAUGAAUAAUAUGCCUUUAAUCGGACAAUGAAGAAGAUCGUUACAAACUAGUUGUCUCUUUGUCAUCAUAUAAUUAUAUCAUAUUAGUGGCUACAAUUAUAUAUGAUUCAUUGUAACUGAGCAGGAUCAUCCAAACAAAGAAACAAAUUAUUUUUUGUAUGUUACAAAAAUUAUCUAAGUAAUAUUUAUCUCUUAUAUAUAUAGCCUCACGCUGUUCAGCUUCUUCAUCUCACUUGUGAUAUUACAAAGGAAUAAACAUUGAUAUGGGAAAGGUAUGUGUCCUUUGGUUGUGAUUUUUGCAUAUAUCUAUUACGCAAACUUACUUAUAAUUUUUUCGGGAUUAUAGAACAAGCAAAAUGGAGAAGCAGACAACAAGUCCAGGAAUCAGAAAAAUGGAGACUCCAAUAAGUCAGAUACGAAGAAUCAGAAAAAUGGAGAUGCCGAUAAGUCUGAUAAGUCUGAUAAGAAGAAUCAGUGUAAAGAAAUUGUUCUGAAGGUUUACAUGCACUGUGAAGGUUGCGCUUCACAAGUUUCCCAUUGUUUGAGGGGAUAUGAUGGGGUUGAGCAAAUUAAGACAGAGGUUGGAGAAAAUAAAGUCGUUGUGUCUGGGAAAUUUGAUGAUCCGGUGAAGAUAUUACGAAGGGUGCAAAAGAAAUUCAGUAAAAAUGCUGAGUUAAUUUCCCCAAAGCCUAACCCUAAUCAAGAUCAGAAGAAGGAGCAACAACAAAAGAAAGAAAGUACUCCGCAGAUCAAAACUGCAAUUUUAAAAAUGAACAUUCACUGUGAAGGAUGUGUUAAUGAAAUCAAAAGAGGCAUUGAGAAAAUAAAAGGUAUUCAAACGGCGGAACCAGACCGGUCAAAGUCAAUGGUGGUGGUACGAGGAGUCAUGGAUCCUCCAAAACUCGUGGAGGAAAUCAAGAAAAAACUUAAGAGACAUGCAGAGCUUGUAAGUCAGAACACAGAGAAAGGCAAAGGUAAUAACGACAAAGAGAGCAAUAACAAUAACAAGGGCAACAAGAAGAACGAAGACAGUGAUGGAAACACAAUCUUUAGUUACCCUCCUCAAUAUUCAGCCCAACAUAACUACCCCUCUCAGAUCUUUAGCGACGAGAAUGUGCAUUCUUGUUCGAUCAUGUGAUUUUUGACUCGUAAACUGAGAGUCUUUAAGUUAUGUUAUAUGUUCCACAUUUUAUAUCUCAUAAGAUUUUAAUUCAUUCAAAUUUGAGUGACACUUUAUGAACGUACUCCACAAGUGACUAAACAUUUUCAACUGGAAGGUAUUAAAUGGACAUCUCAACAAAUAACUAAAUGUAGACUAAUGUUUAAGUAUUGUUGGAUAUACGUUUUAAUCUGAGCCUAAUAGUUUAGACAUCUAAUCUAUUAAUUUAAAGUUCUAUUUUUAUCUACCAUUAGCAAGUUAUAGUAGGACCACCUAAAGAAAUAGUUAAUAUGACAUAUUUGAUUAUUUACACUAAUAAUAAACUAACUAUAAAUUUGAAUUUUAUUUUUUAAUUAUAAUAAAAUCUGUUAAGAAAAAAUUUAACAAAAUCUUACUUAAAAUUUAAAUAUUUUUAUAAAAUAACAUAUUAAUUAAUUUCGUAACUAAUAAUAUAAUAUUGUUAUAAAUCAAUGUUAACUAAAAUUUUAUUAUAAAAAAAAUAAAAUAUCCU